AUGCGCCUCACCCUGGGGGAGAAAGGCCUCACCCCGGGGGAGGACAAUGGUUUGCGGUUCGUCUCCAGUUUGUCAAGAGACGACAAUUACAGCAGCAGAGGUCGAGGGGAGAGCUGUCAGAGGGGGGGGGGGGGGGGGGGGGGGGGGGGGGGGGGGGAGUGGGGGCGGGGGAGACUCAGGGGGGCGGGCGGCGGUUGGGGGUGGGGGGGGGGGGGGGGGGGGGGACAGAGUCAAGCGGUGGUCGAUAUUGUGCUUGGCGUUCGACGAGUCCGCGGAGACGAGAUCUAUACGAGAAAUGGGUCUUCAAUUUGCACUGAUAAAAUGCUGACAAGCUGCAGUGGAUUCUGA
Messenger RNA from Knipowitschia caucasica, 348 nucleotides. Lineage: Eukaryota; Metazoa; Chordata; Actinopteri; Gobiiformes; Gobiidae. The record is from the annotation of a GenBank genome assembly.